UCUCUAUCUUUAUUUUUAGGGUUCGGCUUUCUCUCUCACAGGGGGUUUCAUUCUGAGUCCUGACUCUCAAGUUUGGGAUCUUCUUUUAGGCCUUUGAUUUUUUCUCAUCUCAAUUUUAAAUUAAGCUUUUCUUGCGUUCUUAUUGAGGCCGAAUAAGGUUUUUUUGAGUCGAUCUUUGAAAUUUUGAGCCUUUGUUCGUCUAAAUUGUGAAACAAUGCCUCCGCGGAUGGUGAAGAGGGGUGCGGCGGGGCCGAAGAGAACGGCAAGAAACACCAGAGGGACCGCGAAGGCUCAGAAUCAGCCGCCGGACGCUGCGGCUGAGGAGUCGGUGAAGGUCGAGGAAGUCUCGAUUCCGGUCGUGGAGGAAGUCUCGAUUCCGAUCGUAGAGGAAGUCAAGGUCUUGGACAAGCCGGUUGCCGUGAAACUGGAACAGGAGGCAAAAGCGGAUGUGAACGGCUUGGGUCCGGUGAAAAAAGAAGACGUGGUGAAGGAGUCUGUAGAUGAAUAUGAAAAAGAUGAACGGGUGGAGCUGGAGGAUAAUGACCCUGAAUAUGAACCUGAAGAAUAUGGUGGGGUUGAUUAUGAUGAGAAGGAAAUAGAACAUGAGGAUGUUCAGGAGGUGGGAGAUGUUGGAGGGGAAGAACAUGAGGAGGAUGCUGAUGAAGAGGAAGAGGAAGAAGAUGAAGAAGAAGAAGAAGAAGAAGAAGAAGAAGAAGAGGGUGAUAUGGUUGAGGAGGAAAUGGAGGAUGUUCAUGAAGAACUUGAGGGCGAAGAGGAGGAUGAGCAUACUGGUGAGGAUCAAGAGCAUGCAACACUGGUUGAUGCAGAUGAAGAGGAGCACCACGAAGUUGUGAAGGAGAGACGCAAACGUAAAGAGUUUGAAGUAUUUGUUGGUGGCUUAGACAAGGUUGCAACUGAGGAUGAUCUUAGGAAAGUUUUCGGUGCAGUUGGUGAGGUUACUGAAGUCAGGUUGAUGAUGAAUCUUCAGACUAAGAAGAACAAGGGUUUUGCAUUCUUGCGUUUUGCAACUGUGGAGCAAGCAAAACGAGCUGUUACUGAGCUCAAACACCCGAUGAUUAAUGGGAAACAAUGUGGUGUUACUCCAAGCCAAGACAGUGACACCCUUUUUCUGGGUAACAUAUGCAAGACAUGGACAAAAGAAGCCUUGAAAGAGAAGUUGAAACAUUAUGGAGUUGAGAAUGUUGAGGAUUUGACGUUGGUUGAAGAUAGUAACAAUGAGGGAAUGAAUCGGGGGUUUGCAUUUUUGGAAUUUUCAUCUCGUUCAGAAGCCAUGGAUGCCUUUAAGCGCCUUCAGAAAAGAGAUGUUGUGUUUGGAGUUGAUAGGCCUGCAAAGGUUUCUUUUGCAGAUUCCUUCAUUGACCCUGGUGAUGAAAUUAUGGCACAGGUUAAAACUGUAUUUGUGGAUGGUCUGCCUGCUGCAUGGGAUGAGGACCGUGUUCGAGAGCUUCUUAGGAAAUAUGGAGAGAUUGAAAAGAUUGAGCUUGCCCGGAAUAUGCCUUCUGCCAAGAGAAGGGACUUUGGUUUUGUCACAUUUGACACUCAUGAUGCUGCAGUGACGUGUGCUAAAAGUAUUAACAAUGCAGAGCUGGGCGAAGGAGACAGCAAGGCUAAAGUUAGGGCCAGAUUGUCAAGACCACUUCAGAGAGGCAAAGGAAAGCAUGUUGGUCGCGGAGAUAUGCGAUCUAGUCAUGGGGCUGGACGAGUUGUGAGGAGUUCAUGGGGUCGUCCAACACCACGCAAUCUACCUGUGCGUGGAGUAAGAGGCAUUGGAAGUCGUGUCCCACCAGCCAGUAUGAAGAGACCUGGUGGAUUGAGAGAUAGACGCCCUGUUGUGUCCAUUCCGACAAGAGGCAGGCCCCUGGCUCCUCCAGCUAGGCCCUAUUUCAGGAGAGUGCCUGUUAAUUCAUAUCCAAAAAGUAGCCUGAAGAGGGAAUAUGGUCGGCGUGAUGAACUUCCUCCAAGGAGCAGAGCUGCUGCAAUUUAUGGUCCUAGGGCCAUCCCAGAGAGACGCCAAUCAUAUAGAGAUGACUACUCAUCCCGUGGUCCUGGUUACUCUGAUGUUCCUAGAAGUACAGCACGUCCAGCACCAAGGAGAGCUUAUGUGGAUGGUGGCUAUGGCCAUAGGUUUGAAAGACCUCCUCCUCCUCCUCCAAGUUACCGUGAGGGACGUGCCCGUGAUUAUGACUCCAUGUCUGGUUCAAAACGCCCAUAUGCUGCUCUGGACGACGUACCCCCGCGUUAUGCCGACUCUGGUGUCCGCCAAUCUAGAGCUCGAUUAGACUAUGAAUAUGGUACUGGUGCUUCUCAGUAUGGUGAUGCUUAUGGUGAUAGGCUUGGGAGAUCUAAUCUUGGAUAUGGUAGUGGCAGAAGUUCUGCUUCAAAUCAGGAUUCACAUGUGCUUUACAGCAGCAGCAGUCGUCAGGGCAUGAGUUAUGGAGGAGGCUCUUUCAGUGGUAGUGAUGUUGGUGGAAUAUACUCGGCAAACUAUGGUGGUGAUUAUGUGUCCCGUGGAAGUGAUGUUGGUGGUAGCUCUUACUCAUCAAUGUACUCUGGUCGUGGGAUGGGUGGUAGCAGUUACAUGGGAACUGGUAGUUCUGGAUCAUAUUACUAAGUGUGGUCACAAGUGAAUUUGUCUAUGGACAGAUGCGUCAUGACAAAGAUGCUGCUCUAGGAUGUGAACUAAAUGAAGACUAUGCAUUAUGAUGCCUACAGUGGAGUGAAUGUGACAAGUCUAAAAGCCUUUGAUAUGUUGAGGGGAUUUUUGUGGGAAAAAGGAGCUGUGUUGGUUCAAGCCAUUUUAGAAAUCUACUGAAGUGCUAGUUUUCUAAGUUGGAAUAUAUGCCUGUAAGGAAAUUUUUAAUUGAUCAGAAAUGAAGACGAAGUGUGCUUAGCAUGCUAUAUGUAUGAUCACGCAUUUUAUUUUCUGUAUGACUUCACUGGAUGGAUAAAUGUGGAGGUGUGCUGCAUCAUCUGUUCUUCUGGACACAGAAUGAUGAGAUUGAGGGUUCUGUAAUUGGACAAGGAAUUUUGGGAAAUCUUCUUGUGAUUGAAUUCACUGGUAAAGUUGUGGCUCCUACCUGACACUCUGGUUAUUUUGGAUCACUUGCUCUUUUGAAGCAAUACAGCCUUCAUUGAAUAGUAAAGUUAGUGAACCGGCUACUUCUUGAAGGUAGUAGAUAUACUGAGCUUGUUUGGAAUACCUAUGAAGUAUGGGAAAGUAAGUGGUCAUAGAAUGUUGGCCUUGAUUUUCUUUGGUUGGUAUUAUAAGCUUUGGUGCUAUUAGUAAAAAAAUGAUAAAAAUGAAAUGAUUUUGAAUCAAAUCAGUUUGUUUACGCUGGUUAAUACAGACUGGGAAUUGUGUAUUUCUUUGGUUAUGGAAGAUUAUUGCUACUUCCUGACUGGUUGAGAAGACCCUAACCAAUGAAAUGUAGAAGAUGAAACUAAAUGGAUGGUGCUUAAUGAAGUGUAUAUAUUUUUGUUUGAGGAA
Molecule: messenger RNA, 3508 nt
Organism: Juglans regia (Persian walnut)
Lineage: Eukaryota; Viridiplantae; Streptophyta; Magnoliopsida; Fagales; Juglandaceae
Product: heterogeneous nuclear ribonucleoprotein R-like
Exons: 12
Coding region: 215-2632 (805 amino acids)
Cellular component (GO): nucleus
Molecular function (GO): mRNA binding
Source: RefSeq, a predicted model, not a curated record